Molecule: messenger RNA, 1653 nt
Organism: Galeopterus variegatus (Sunda flying lemur)
Lineage: Eukaryota; Metazoa; Chordata; Mammalia; Dermoptera; Cynocephalidae
Gene: ZNF358
Product: zinc finger protein 358
Exons: 2
Coding region: 63-1580 (505 amino acids)
Biological process (GO): regulation of transcription by RNA polymerase II
Molecular function (GO): RNA polymerase II cis-regulatory region sequence-specific DNA binding; DNA-binding transcription factor activity
Source: RefSeq, a predicted model, not a curated record
ACACCAAGGGUUAAGACCCCCUUACUGUCAUCUUAAAAAAAAAAAAAGUGGGUUCUGGGGGCAUGGCUGGUCCCCCUCUCCCAUCCGUGCCCAGACUCCAAAAGAGACCCCCUGUUCCACAGAACCUACCUCCACCCAUCCUCUGUCCUCACCCUGCAGAUCCUACCCCAGAAGCAGCCAGUACUUCCACACCUGCGAUGAGGCGCUCAGUCCUGGUCAGGAACCCAGGCCACAAAGGCCCCAGGCCCGUUUAUGAAGAGCUUGACUCUGACUCAGAGGACAUGGACCCCAACCCAGAAGAUCUGGACCCAGUUUCUGAAGACCCAGAGCCUGAUCCGGAAGACCUCAACACUGUCUCUGAAGACGUCGACCCCAGCUAUGAAGAUCUGGAGCCCGUCUCAGAAGAUCUGGACGCGGAUGCCGAAGCUCCGGGCUCCUUCUUGGGGAACCGUGACUCGGAUCCCCAAGAUCUCGACCCCAUAUCUUCGAGUUUUGACCUCGAUCCAGAUGUCAUAGGCCCCGUACCUCUGAUUCUCGACCCCAACAGCGACACCCUCAGCCCCGCCGCUCCAGACGUGGACCCCCUUUCCUCCGGCCUCACCGCCGCCCCGCAGGUCCUGGCCACCAGCCCCGCGCUGCGCACGCACACGGGCGAGCGGCCCUACCCGUGCCCGCAGUGCGGCAAGGCCUUCGGGCAGAGCUCGGCGCUGCUGAAGCACCUGCGCACGCACACGGGCGAGCGGCCCUACCCGUGCCCGCAGUGCGGCAAGGCCUUCGGGCAGAGCUCGGCGCUGCUGCAGCACCAGCGCACGCACACGGCCGAGCGUCCCUACCGCUGUCCUCACUGUGGCAAGGCCUUCGGCCAGAGCUCCAACUUGCAGCACCACCUGCGCAUCCACACCGGCGAGCGGCCCUACGCCUGCCCGCACUGCUCCAAGGCUUUCGGGCAGAGCUCGGCGCUGCUGCAGCACCUGCACGUGCAUUCCGGCGAGCGUCCCUACCGCUGCCAGCUCUGUGGCAAGGCCUUUGGCCAAGCCUCCAGCCUCACCAAGCACAAGCGGGUGCAUGAGGGCGCCGCGGCAGCUGCAGCCGCCGCCGCUGCAGCUGCUGCAGCUGCAGCCGGCCUGAGCCUCGGGCCUGGGCUGAGCCCUGCAUCUAUGAUGAGGCCCGGGCAGGUCUCCCUCUUGGGUCCUGAUGCUGUCUCUGUGCUCGGCUCUAGCCUGGGCCUCAGCCCUGGCCCCAGCUCUGGCCGUAGCCCUAACCCUAGCUCUGUGCUGGGCUCCCUUUCCAAUCCCAGUCCCAAACCCCUCUCUGGAUCCGGAUCCCCCCCUAGCCCCGAUCCUGUCCAAUCUUCCAACCCUAAGCCUGGGCAUGAUGCCGAUGCUGACCUUUUGCCCAGUCCUGACCAUGAAUCUGGUCCUGGCCCAGAUCCCGAUCCUGUGCCCAGCCCUGACCCCAACCCUGAGUCCCACCCUGACCCCUGCUCUCCCACCCAUGACACUGUCAGCCCAGCCCUCCCUACCGGCGAGAGUCCUGAGUGGGUACAGGAGCAAGGGGCCCUGCUGGGGCCUGAUGGCUGAAGGGGACUCCAGCAUCCACGGGGCCUGGGAAGUUGUGUGUCAUGCAGUUAGUAAAAUCCUCCACUGCCCCCCA